AUCAGUCACACUUCGUGCCUCGGCAAGAUCGAACACAGAAAUGAGCAGCCAUAAACCAAAAGCCAAAUCUCAUAAUCUCAUUAUCUCAAUCUGCAGCCAAGCCAAAGCAGAACCCAUCAGCUAGCUAGCGGUAGCAUAUCUUGGAGAUUUGAUAGUCUCUGUUGUACGUAUCGUAUCAAUUAUUAACGUGCUUGGAUCCUUUCAUUCCGUUAUCUCUAGCUAGCUACACGGUACUGGUAUACGGUACCUCAUGAAGAAUCGCAAUAAGGAGCAGAAGCCCCAAGAGCAGAAGCAACGGCCAGUGACAAAACGUUGCGUGGCAUGCCAACGGUGCAAGGACAAAUCUGGAUUCUACCAGAAGCAAUGGAAGAAGGAAAACAGCACUGGCUAUUGUCAACCUUGUUGGGAAGACUUUAUCCUUCGCAAGCAACAGGGUAUACGUGCAGACGUCAUUGGUCCCGUAGACUCCAGUACCAGUCCUACGAGCACAGCCACUUCCAGGUCAUCUUUGCAUGUCAAGAUCCCUGAUCUUCCUUCGCCUGAACCUGAAGCUGAACUUGAUACUACAAGCACAAGUACAUGUACACUUAAGCCUGAAGCUGGAGCUGAUUCUGUCUCCACUCGACGAAGCAAGCACAAGACAACGAGAAGCUACAAGGACAAGCCUUCCCACGGUCAGGCCAAUGACAAUCUUAGUCUUUCACCUGCCACAUUCUCUUCUGACAAAUCCCUCUCGGAACCUGAUGUGGCAUCGAAUGACAUUGUGGUCUCUGGGUCUGAUGUUGUCCCCGUGAAUCAGCAAGACAAAACAGCUCUACUAGUAGAGAAACCCAAGAACAAGCAGAACACAAAGCGUUGCCGAGAUUGUGGCAUUCCCAAGCAUCAGGUCGAUUUCUAUCCUACCGAAUGGAGCAGACUCUCGGGAGCUGGAUUUUGCAAACCAUGUUGGUACAAAGCCAAUCAUAUUAUUGUGCCAUUGUCGAUGACAACACAACAAGAUCACGACAAGCCUGCGACUGUGAUGACCGGGCCACCCGGACCAACUCGAGAUCAGCCAGUCAUCUCUGAUGCAACCAACCGUAUUCGCACAAACAAAAAGGCCAUCAAUCGCAAACAACCGACAAUGAACACCGGUCCACCAUCCGAUUCUCCAAAGGACAAUCACUCCUCUUUUGCCUCCGCUGAUCCACAGGGAAACACCACCAUCAGUAACGAAUCGCGAAAACGCGGCGACACACGACGUGAUGAUGAUGAAUUUCCGAGACCAACUUCACGUACAAGUCUUCAGAGCAGCCACCAGGGACUCGACAAUGCAAGUACUACCAGUCAGACAAUCUCCCAAAAGGACAAUCCUAAAACGACGAGCAACCUCGGAACGCCCCCAAAAAACCGGAACAAGCACCCCCGCGAAAUGAGCACGAGCGACAAUCCACAAAAAGAAAUGACGCACGACAAUGCGCAUCCCGAGACAAUGAAUCAGAAAGUCACGGAAGCGACUCGUCGUCGUCGUGCCAGUACUCUGCAAAAGAACGUGGCUCGUCGUCGUGACACGGACGAUAUUGGCGACAAUCGCACCAAUAAUUUGGCCAUGGAAGCGGACAACGAGGCAACAACAACGUUGGGCAAUAAGAAGCCUCCUCCAUCCACAAACGUCAGCCGUGCCACCUCGUCAAAGACUAGUAAUGACCUCAAAAGCAGCAGCAACAACAACAAACGACACCCCAGUGGCACAGUGGGAGGAGGCAACUACAAGAGCCACGAUACGACCUAUGACAACGACCUCGACAGUGAUCACGACCAUGACGACUCGGGUGACAAGAAUGGUACCAGCAGUACAUGCGCCCAACAAGUCAAACAGACCAGUGGCAACCGCAUUCCACGAAAGCAGCCGCAAACGCUUACGGUCCGUGGUGGUGGCAGGGACAAAACGAAAGGACGAGUGACAGUCAUUCGAGCCCGUAGCGUCAAAGACAAGGGCAACGGGACCAUCCGUAUCAACGAUUUUAUCAAAGAGCCAUCUACCAGUCGUCAUACCGGUAAGGGCAAUCGAUUGAUUGACCCCCGUGGUAUUGGAAACGCCAAGCGCAACGAGACGGAAAACGAAAGAGGCCGCAUUCAAGAGUGUUCCCCCAAAGAAGACCAACCAUCUCGCAGCCAAGCCGCAAAGAGCAAUGAUCGACACGCCAAGAACCAGCAGCAUCUCCAAAAUGGUACCAGCCACAGUGAACAAGUCGUCGACAAACUUAGUACAAACGGAACACGCAACGACGUGGAGACGACGACGAAUCCUCCAUCGACAAGCCAUGAUCCAGCGACUCGUGAAACGCGGCGAAUUGAGAAUGAAUGCAGCCGAGUCAACAAGCAACACGAAAAUAAUACCAAUCGUAAUGGCAAAAAGAGUGUCAGCCGCAACGAGGAAAAGGUCACGACAGUCAUCCGAAAACGUGACAGUGGCAAUACCAAUGGCGUGCCAACCUGCCGCCGUAAACCGGAGGCCUCGUUUUCGUCAAGCCGCCCAAGCAACGACAAGGACAGCAGUGAAAACCCCAACACUGGUAGCAAUCUCAUUGGACCAAGCAGCUGCCAAAAAGAGGACGAGAGUCUGCCAACAACUAUGAGCCCUUGUCGCAAGGACAACGCGAGGGCAGUGCUACGGCCAAGCUCAAGUUGCAAGGGCCGACACCCAGAGACUGAAUUCGACGAAACACAGUGGGAAUUGUCCAUCCAUGGCAACGGGCGGUGCAAGACUUGUCCACCUGUCAACGACAAUGGCAAGAAUAGUGACCAUGCCAAGAAUCUUGGUAUGCGCAACACGAACUGCAAGGCCAAAGACAUCCUAUUAUCAUCCCAGUCAGGCAAGAGCAAUACGGUUGGCCAUGACAAUCAACUAAUUGUUUUUGAAAAGAAAGACACCAACAAAGAAACCAACAAAGCCAGCGAGCAGGGCAACAAGACAAUCAGCUGCCCUGGCAAAAUCUCCGAGAAGGUACCCGUAGUGCACCCAACAGACAAGCUUCGUCCGUGCAAGAAAUGUCAUCAGUCUCUCCACAAGACUGGUUUCAACAAAAAGCAAUGGUCGUUGGCUCUGUUUGGCUAUGGGAAGUGCACGCAGUGUCCGGAGGACACAAAGCUGUGCUAUGGAUGCAACCGUGAACGCAAUUGUGGGUGCUUCAGCCCGUCCCAAUGGGAUUUACCCUCCGGUCAAAGUUCCUGCAAGAAGUGUGAAAAUAUCCAGUCGCUCGAGACUCGCUACAGCAGCGUAGUGUAUUCUGGCACCUGCCGUCCCUUGGCAGUACCCAUGAAGAUCGACAAGACGGAGCAAGCGAUCAACAAUUUAUGUGUAGUGACGAGUGAUACCGCCAACAAUGAGCACGAUUUGCUGGCGGAGAAGGUACCCAUACACAGCAAGAACGGCAAGCGAAAAGGACGAUCUUGCGAUAACGAGCAGAACUCAAACGAGAGCUGCGACAAGCAGAUUGGUGCCAGAUCUCCCGAAAAGAAGAAGGUCAAACAUGACAAGGCCAACGUACGAAUCGAAAGCAGUUCGGACGGCGCAGCAACCACGACAUCGGACGAGGCUGAAUGGUCUCACACAACCGAGGAACGAACGGUGAAUGGAACAGGGGAUCCAAUCAUGAAAAAAUGUCAAGGUUGUGGAGCGUCCAAGUCUCACAUUGGAUUUGCAGAGAAGCAAUGGGAACUCGCCACCGGACUGGGAAUCUGUGUCGUUUGUGAAAACCCCACGAGCAAGCGAAAACGUGAACAACCUCCCGCAGUCACUGGGCAACCCUCAAAGAAGAAGGCCAAGAUCAGCUACAAGCAGUUUGAAAAGCGCUGUGCCAAAUGCCGCUCAUCCAAUGGGGUCCCUGGAACUUGGCAUGACGAUUCGACUUGCAAGGCUUGUGUUGAGGCCAAGUACUUUGGUGCCCCAGGGAUUCCUUAUCAGCGUUUCAAAGCGUACGGCAUUGACGAAUGGAAGCAGUUCGACGGCAAAGACGACCCUUUUUUGGUGGGCACCUAUCAUCCAAUCUACUACUCGAGUUCUCGUCUUGUCCCGGACCACGAGAUGGAAGAUGUGUCCCGAGGCGGAUUACGUGGCUGCAUGAAACUCUCGCUUACGUCGUCGGGAGACACUAGUACAGCCUUGGCUGGUGAAUUUGAGCUGGACUACACUGGCAACGACAGCCUGUUCCAGGCAUCACGUCCUUGUGGAUCCUUGGUGGACUCGAAAGCGUUCCUGGACACAGCCAAUGAAUCGAUUGACAAUCUGCACGACAACCCAACCUCCAAAACCCUUGUUCUGAAUCGAAAGAUUGGAUUGGACCCCACUUGGUUUCGUAGCCUUGACAAAACGGCAUUGUCCAGAGACACCAAGACCUAUUGUAGCGCCAAACUCAGGGUUGUCGGUGGCAGCAAACCCUACGCGUUGGGCUUGGAGUUUGAUCAGUUGCCGGCAGCAUUGCAUGCCUUUACUCCCACGUACGGUGGAGAACAGCCAGAAGACUUGGGUCACGCCCUGGCCAUGCUGAGCAAAUAUCGAAAUGGUCGCAAUUCUUGGAUCCACAAGCACUUGGGGUGGCCUGACAAGGUGGCCUCCCUCAUUCGUUCCUUCAUGGCCCCGGAACCAGUUAUGUUGAUCAAACCUGGUGAUUUGGUGUUGGAGGUUGAGGAGAGCCCAGAACGCGAGUGGACAAAGACUUUCAUUUUUCGCAAGAGUUGUAUCAUAGAAAUCAUGGACUGACCCAAGGAAGGACUUGGCUGGCGGUGAAUUGAAACUCGGACCAUAGAAAGCACGCCUUAGACACAGCUGAAAAACUGGCUUCGCCUUGACAUUAGACAGUGCAUUGGAAAGAAGCCCCCUUGUUGGCACUUGGCUGUUCCUUUGGCUGUCAUGUUUGGAUACGAACCGGUAGUGGAUACGGCAUGGGCAAGCGGAAGAGGAGACUCUUUAGCUAGCUAGCUGGUGCAGUACACGCAAAACCCAAAGCUGUUCGACAAGUGUCAAGUCAAAACAGAUAUGCCUUCUAGCUAGUAGGUCUCUCAGCUGGUUAGAUGCCGUAAGAACCCAGUCUUUGUGCAACCUUGGUUUACCGCAUCUACCAGGUACCCAGCUCUACCAAAUAUAUGUCUUCCAGUCUUCGAUGGAAAUGACCGUGCCUUGCAUCACGUGUACGCACACCAAUUCUGUUUUGUCGUCGUCGUUGUUGGAUUGUUAUUAUUGUUGUUGUUGGAUUGGUUCAGCGACUGGAAGCCAGAGCUGGAUAACAAUACUCUU
Molecule: messenger RNA, 5275 nt
Organism: Seminavis robusta
Lineage: Eukaryota; Bacillariophyta; Bacillariophyceae; Naviculales; Naviculaceae
Source: the annotation of a GenBank genome assembly